UCCAUACCGCUGCGCGUUCGUUUGCUCAAAAUUGUGGCUUUUCAAUGUCAAGGCAGGCGGUGUGUGGUGUAGCCACCUCGUCAAAGUGACGUUCCUCGGGAGAUAAAAGAACGCCGCAUGUUUGAACGGUCGGUUCAUCGCUCUUGUGGCGCGGAUCGGGUUCGCGUGAGCAGACCCCUCCCGUCAGUCAACGGACCGACGCGCCUUCAACGGCACGCGGCACCUGUCAGGCACUGACUGCAUCUUGAUCGGCUGUCAACCAUGCAGCAAGCAGGAGAGGAGCAAGUCCUCGCGGACGUGGAGUGGUCGGGGCGCAAGCCCCUCACUCUGCACGUGUGGGAGGCCCUGUGCGUGGCUUCCAUGCUCUUCGUGUGGGCCUGCGUGCCCCUGCUGGUGGUCGUCGUGGGCCCCCUUCUCCUGCUGUGCCCCUCCACCUACUGGCUGGUGCUGCCACUCCUCGCGUGGACGUUCUUCGACAGACACGCCGGCUACACUGGAGGCCGGAGGCCGCUCGGGUUGCGCGGCACGCGCUUCGCACGCGGCAUCCUGGGGUACUACCCCCUCCGCGUGGUGCGAGCCGCUGGCUGCGAGUUGGACCCCCGCCGCAACUACAUCCUGGACGCGCACCCCCACGGCUUCAUGCAGCUGGCCACCCUGGGCGCCGUCCUGCUCAGCGAGAAGGUGCCCGCGGCCUUCCCGGGCAUGACCUUCCGAGCAGCCGGAGCGAGCUACCUGGUGCACCUGCCCAUCGUGCGGGAGGUCGCGCUGAGCUUAGGUACGAUCAGCAGUUCGGAGCGCAGCAUUCGGCAUGCACUGCAGCACCCCGGCCACGGUCUGGCCCUCUUGGUCAUGAGCGGUGCAAAGGAGGAGACUUUGCGCCUCUCCGAUGACAGCUACAACUUGUACCUGAAGCGGAGGGGCUUCUGUCGGGUCGCCCUUCUAGAGGGCGCUUCGCUUGUUCCUGUCCUGAUAUUUGGGAAGAUCCAUGCCUACCGGCAGCCAUUCAAAAACUUGAGCUCCUGGUUUCAUCAAAAGACUGGUUGGAGACUUGUACUGCCCUUUGGAAGAGGAAUCUUCCAACCUUACCUCGGACCACUUCCUCAUCGGGUGCCUCACACCUACGUCAUCGGAGCACCACUGUUAGUCGACAGAACGGAGAAUCCAACGAAGGAACAAAUUGAAGACCUGCAUGAACGAUACGUGGAGAAGUUGAAGCAACUGUAUGAAGAGUACAGCCCGAAACUGCACUCGGGAAAUGUGCCAUUAAACAAGGGGAGUCUGCUCCUCAGUCUGUGCCAAAAACAUAGUAGGGUCAAGCGGCACUCACGUAAAUUUUGUCAGAAUGUUAGAACUAUGCCCGAAUUCCUGAUCAAAAUCCGUGCACUUCUGAAAGUUGUGAUCCUGAGAACUUAUUUUGUUAUUGAUUGCCUGAGUUCUACAGAAUGUCAGAAUAAGUUUUCAGCUCUCAGAGGUACGUGA
Thrips palmi is the source of this 1479-nucleotide messenger RNA. RefSeq names its product 2-acylglycerol O-acyltransferase 1-like. Gene Ontology annotation, biological process: triglyceride biosynthetic process. Gene Ontology annotation, molecular function: diacylglycerol O-acyltransferase activity. Gene Ontology annotation, cellular component: endoplasmic reticulum membrane. NCBI's taxonomy places the organism in Eukaryota, Metazoa, Arthropoda, Insecta, Thysanoptera, Thripidae. The record is from RefSeq and is a predicted model, not a curated record. The coding region runs from base 262 to 1479 and encodes 405 amino acids. The transcript is spliced from 6 exons.